This is a messenger RNA of Schistosoma intercalatum, 213 nucleotides long. The record is from the annotation of a GenBank genome assembly. Lineage: Eukaryota; Metazoa; Platyhelminthes; Trematoda; Strigeidida; Schistosomatidae.
AUGCUGUGGAUUUGGACUAAUAAUAAUAAUAAUAAUAAUAAUAAUAAUAAUAAUAAUAAUAAUAAUAAUAAUAAUAAUAAUAAUAAUAAUAAUAAUAAUAAUAAUAAUAAUAUUCGGUCUGAUCAAACAACUCUGGAAAUUAAUGUACGCCAAAAUUUAAAAUCAGAACAAAAGAAUGGUAUACGAAGAGAUUUAUGGAAAAAACGAAUGUAA